This is a messenger RNA of Etheostoma spectabile (orangethroat darter), 13881 nucleotides long. RefSeq names its product neural-cadherin-like. The record is from RefSeq and is a predicted model, not a curated record. Lineage: Eukaryota; Metazoa; Chordata; Actinopteri; Perciformes; Percidae. Gene Ontology annotation, biological process: cell migration; multicellular organism development; homophilic cell-cell adhesion. Gene Ontology annotation, molecular function: calcium ion binding; beta-catenin binding; cadherin binding. Gene Ontology annotation, cellular component: plasma membrane; catenin complex.
AAACUGUUACGGCUGCAGCACUCUGUCACAGAUGCAUUGCGCUGGAGGCUUUGGCAAUGCAUGCGUAAAUCUGUCGGUUCUGUGUCACAUCCCCGUGAUAAACCACGUCUCGCUACAUGUGAGUGGCAAAGAAGACUGAUGUCCUUAUAAUAAGAGGUCUGAUCCAUGUCAACGGCAAGUCGGCGUAUGGCUGCGCGCAGUUUUGCAGCAACUCAGACGCAGUCGGGAUUAAGCGUGAUCCCGGCGUGAGAUCGGUCGGAAACAACGCACGGAAAAGAGAGAGCGAGGAAGGGAACGGAGGUAAGCGCGCACUCGAGCUGUAAGAAGCAUUUUUUUUCCUUCCUAGGACGCGCACAGACAGGCAGCGCUGCUGGUGAGACAGCAGACAGGGGGAGAGCAGGAGAGGAGGAGGACGCACAAACACAGAGACAAAGUUCUCCUGCGUCGAGAUGAAGUAUGGCGCCAACAGAUAUCUGGGUCCCCGUGUAAUGGAAGUUUUGGAUCAUAAAAGGAAAGAGGAGUAAUACCCCCAAGGAACGAGUGCACCUAUGCAUUUCGGAGUGGCAUGAGCGUUUCAGUGCAGUGGAGCCAAUGACAUAUCCAGUCAUGAUUUGGGUCGCGUUUUUACCUUUUUUGGUUUCGUGCGCACACGGGAACCGGACCGUGGAGCAGGUGCCGUUUUUUCACGGGCAUGUAUUUGAAAACUCGUCUCCCGGCUCCCGGGUCAACGGACUGAGCGUCCCGUUGAAGCGGCUUAACUCGCAGAGGCAGUGCGGUACCGGGGAAUCUGCAGCGCACUUUAAACUCCUGGGAGACGGUAGCGAGAAUUUCCGUGUCUUUGCGCACCACAAACGGGGCCAAAUUUUAUUGAAGACUUCUGGGGUUCUGGACCGGGAGGAGCGGGAUGAAUACGCACUAAGUCUGGGUUUGUGUUGCGGGCAAUGCGCGGGGCUCUCCCGUGAAGUGGGAGAGGAGUCUCCGGUGGUCGCUGAAGUGGCGUCCAUAAAGGUGGACGUCCUGGACACCAACGACCACCAGCCCACUUUCCCAGGUGCAGAUGUGAAACUGAGCCUGGAUGAUGCCACCGCGCUGCGCACGGCGAUCUACAAAGUGACCGCGCGGGACAAUGACAGCGGCAAGAAUGCGCAGCUCAUCUACUUCGCUUUGCCCAAAAAUGGGAGUUUCUACGUGGUGCCCAAAACCGGAGACAUCCUCCUGGUGGACUCUAUCCUCGGUCUGGAGGAUCCGAUUAAGUUUCAAGUGUUCGCCCGGGACCGCGGGUGGCCACCUCGCACGAGCCAGAGCAUAGCUGUUGAGAUCAAUCCACGGCAAUGGCCCGUGGCCCCCUUGAUCAACACCAAACCGGGGGAAUGGAAAGCUAAAUCACAAUUAAAAGUCCCAGCGCGAAGGUCCAGGUCAGUGCUGGAAUCAGACAGCCCCGUUUUCAUCAACGUGUCCGAGGAUGCAGGGAUCGGUUCAGUGGUGAUGAACCUGAACCCGGUGAGGUUUCUGUCGGCAACGUUUGAGUUGGUGGAGCCCGACGUGGAGAGCUCGCCGGUCAGCGUGAGCCGGGACAGCGGGGAUAUAGUCAUAUCACGGAGACUGGACCGGGAGACCGAGCCUCUGGUGGAGAUCAGCGUCAAAGUUCAGGAUAAAAGAGGUCCAGAGUGGUACUUGGUCAGAGUGGAGCUGACUGUGAUGGAUGUAAAUGACAACAUCCCAGAAUGGACCAUGGUUCCUGCUCCCUACCUGGCUGUGGUGUCCCCUGAUGCCCCUGCGGGCUCGCUGGUCUACAAGCUCCACGCUCAGGACGGGGACGAAGGCAACAACGGUGAAGUGGAGUACUUCCUGUCUGAUGGUGGUGAUGGUCGUUUUGAAGUGGACAGGAAGAACGGCCAGGUGCGAACUACAGGCCUUCCCCUGCAGCGGGACAGGGAGUACCUGCUGACAGUGGUGGCUGCCGACCGGCUGGGCAGCCGCAGCGCCCCUGUCGUGGUCUCUGUGGUGGCUGGAGCCCGGCCACCACAAUUCACCAAUGCUUCCUUCACCAUUGCCAUACCGGAAAACACCCCUGAAGGACAGCCUUUCCUUUUACCCCGGCCGUGUCCUUCCAAAAAACCAAUCCCCCACCCUUCUAUAAACCCCCGCACCCUCUUCUCCUUUUCACAAGACUGGGACUCACCUGACCCCCCUAUCGACUAUGGACCGCCCCACAUCGUUAUUUUGCUAUUGGCCCCCGACCCAGCAAAAGGCUGGCCAGCUGAGCAUCCCGCGGGGAAAACAGUCUAUGUGAUGAGGGUUCGAGUUGUUAUUGUCGAUGAAAAUGACUGCGUUCCUGAGUUCCUCCAGUCCAUUUACAGCAAGGAUGGCGUGCCGGAGACCGUGACAACAGCAACGUCCCUGCUGCAAGUGUCUGCCAAUGACUGUGACUCCGAAGAGAAUGCUGAGUUGACCUAUUACACCCUGAGUCCAGACUUCACCAUUUCCCCUCAUGGGACCAUCUUCCCUGUGGGGCCUCUGGACUACGAGAGGCCCAACCACCUGUACGAGUUUGUAGUGAUGGCAAUUGACAAGGGUGAUGUCCCUCGCACAGGCACAACUACAGUACGGAUCCGAAUGGCGAACGUCAACGAUGAGGCACCUGAGUUCUCACAACAUAUAUAUCGGACGUUUGUCUCAGAGGACGCAGGCCCCAACACGCUUGUUGCCACUGUGCUGGCGAAGGACCCUGACGGCGACGGGAUCACGUAUAAGAUCACCACGGGAAACGAGGAGGGCAACUUUAUCAUUGACAGCCAAAAAGGUCUGAUCCGUUUGCGCUCCAGUCCGCCUCCUUACCUACAGGGUGUCGAAUAUGUCCUCAACGUAACAGCAACGGAUGACAACGCCUCAAGUGGACCUCAGGCCUUGUCAUCCACAGCCCAGGUCAUAGUGGGAGUGGACGACGUGAACAACAACAAGCCGGUCUUUGAGAAGUGCCAGCAGUACCGAGAGAGCACGUCGGUCCUGGAGAACCAGCCAGCGGGGACGUUUGUUCUGCAGGUUCAUGCUGUGGAUGCAGACGAGGGCUCCAACGGCAGAGUCACAUACGGCUUCAUGCAUAAAGACUCCACUGUGCCCGCCUUCAGUAUACACCCAGACACCGGAGUAAUUGUGACAGCCAGGAAAUUUGAUCGUGAACGCCAACGGGAGUAUGCGGUGACAGUGACUGCCACUGACCAGGCAGCUGACCCACUGAUUGGCAUUUGUCAGCUUAACAUCCUCAUUCUGGACCAGAACGACAACAGUCCCAAGUUUGAGAACAUCCGAUAUGAGUACUUCCUUCGUGAGGAUACGAUGAUCGGGACUAGUUUCUUGCGGGUGGCAGCUCAUGACGAUGACUUUGGCACCAAUGCAGCCAUCACAUACUCUAUGUCCAGUGAACAGCCAGAGUACCUCAGGGUCAACCCUCUGACAGGCUGGGUGUAUGUCAACCAGCCCAUUUCUCAGAGGACAUACAUCACCAGGGAAAUUGUGGCGACAGACGGGGGGAACCUGAGCAGUUCAGUGGAGCUGGCCGUCACCAUCACCAACGUGAAGAACCAGCCCCCACAGUGGGAAAAGGACAGCUACAGUGUGGUCAUACCAGAAAACACCGUCCGAGACACACCCAUCGUGACCAUCAAAGCCACCUCCCCUCUUGGGGAUCCCAGAGUAACUUACAACUUGGAGGACGGCAUGGUCCCAGAGACCAAUAUGCCAGUUCGCUUCUACUUGACCCCCAACCGAGAGGACGGUUCCGCCUCCAUCCUUGUGGCAGAGCCCCUGGACUACGAGACCACCAGAAACUUCAUGCUGCGGGUUCGAGCUCAGAAUGUUGCUGCUGUACCAUUGGCGGCGUUCACCACAGUCUACAUCAAUGUCACAGAUGUAAAUGACAACGUCCCAUUUUUCACUUCCUCUAUCUACGAGGCCUCGGUAACUGAAGGCGCAGAGUCCGGAACCCUGGUUUUCCAGGUUUUAGCCAAUGACCUCGACUUGGGUCUCAAUGGCAAGAUCUCCUACUCCCUGCUGGAGGAUCGUAGUGGCGACCACCAGUAUUUCCGUAUUGACCCAGAGCUGGGAUUCAUCUACUCCCACACUGUGUUUGACCGCGAGACCAAAAGCUCCUACCUGUUGGAGGUCCAGUCUGUGGAUGGCUGGGAGUCAGCGCGGCCUGGCAAACAUGGACAGCCCAACUCCGACACUGCAUAUGUUCGUGUUUUUAUCAGUGACGUGAACGAUAACAAGCCAGCAUUUGCACAGGCAUCCUAUGAAGUUGAUGUGGAUGAAGAUGCUGACGUAGGCUUCGCCAUCCUCACUGUUGGUGCCAACGAUGGGGACGAAGGUGGAAACGCUAAGCUGCGCUACCAGAUUACAUCAGGGAACACCGGAGGGGUGUUUGAUGUGGAACCAGAGGUGGGCACUAUCUUUAUUGCCCAGCCCCUGGACUAUGAACAGAACAAAAGGUACAAGCUUCACGUCCUGGCUUCAGAUGGGAAGUGGGAGGAUUACACAACAGUGACGGUGAACGUGGUUAACAAGAAUGACGAGGCUCCGGUGUUCACCGUUAACGAGUACUACGGCAGCGUGACGGAGGAGCUGGACGGCUCACCGGUGUUUGUGUUACAGGUAACAGCUUCUGACCCAGAUAAGGAUGCCGACCAAGAGGCCCUGCGGUACUCACUCCAUGGCCAGGGUGCAGAGAGUGAAUUCAUAAUUGAUGAGGUCACAGGCAAGAUCUACGCCCAGCGGACCCUGGACCGCGAGGAGCGCGCCGUGUGGCGCUUUGUCGUUUUGGCCACGGACGAGGGCGGAGAGGGUCUGACUGGCUUUACCGACGUCAUCAUCAACGUGUGGGACAUUAACGACAACGCGCCCGUCUUCACCUGCGCCCCUAGCUGCCACGGAGAUGUGGCGGAGAACUCGGCUGCAGGGACGUCUGUGAUGGAGAUGACAGCCACCGACCUGGACGACUCAGCAGUGGGGCAGAACGCCGUGCUCACCUACAGGAUUCUGGGUAGCUUGGACACCACUCAGGUCGAGAUGGGAGGAGUGCCUACCUUCUCCGAGAUGUUUACAAUCAACCCCACCACUGGCACCAUCACUGUAGCCAUGGGCGGCCUGGACAGAGAGCAGGUUGAGUCCUACCUCCUGGUUGUGGAGGCCAGAGACGGGGGAGGGAUGACAGGAACUGGAACCGCUACCAUUCAAAUCAAGGACGUGAAUGACCAUGCUCCAAGAUUCACUGAUCACUCCUGCCUGGCUAGAAUCUCUGAGAAUGCCGAGCCCAAUGCAGAGGUCCUGGAGCUGGCUGCAGAGGACAAAGACACUGGAGAAAAUGCCCAACUGACCUUUAGUGUUGUGGCUGGCGACCAAGAGCAGAAGUUCUACAUGGUCAGUCACAAGCAGGAGCAGCGCGGCACCCUGAGGCUUAAGAAACGCCUGGACUAUGAACGGCACAGCGAGCAGAGGUUCAACCUCACACUGAAGGUUGAAGACCUGGACUUCUCCAGCCUUCUGCACUGUAUGGUGGAGGUGGAGGACUAUAACGACCAUGGUCCUGUCUUCAUUCCACACCUUCUGUCUCUUGCCCCACUGCCGGAGGACAUCAGCGUGGGAACCAGUGUGGCGCGUUUGGUGGCCAGUGACUCUGAUUCAGGCCAGAACCGCGACAUCACCUAUAGCUUAUCAGAAGACUCGGAUCCUGACGGGCUGUUCACCAUCGACCAAUCCGGUGUGCUCUCCGUGGCCCAGCCCCUGGACCGGGAGAGGAUAUCACAGCAUUACUUGGUUGUAAUAGCGACCGAUCAUGGGGUUCCACCUCUAACAGGCAGCGCCACUGUCCAGCUGCCGCUCUUGGAUGUGAACGAUAAUGGUCCAGAGUUUGAGGUGGCAUACGCCCCAGUAGUCUUUGAGAAUGUGGCCGGACCUCAGGUAGUAAGGGUGAACCUUACGUCGACCCUUCUCCGAGCUGUGGACCGGGACUCUCCAGAGAACGGCCCGCCCUUUCACUUCAGUGUCCCCUCCGACUAUCGCCACAGCAAUGAUUUCUACCUCCAGGACAACCUAAACGGCACGGUGACGCUAACAGCUCUGAGGAUGUUUGACCGCGAGCGUCAGAAAGAGUUCCUCAUUCCGAUUAUUAUGAGCGACAGCGGCCAUCCGGCCCAAACGGUGACCAGCACCCUGACAGUGACCAUCGGGGACCAAAAUGAUCACGCACAUAUGGCGGGGGAGAAGAAGAUUUUCAUCAACAGUCACAGAGGCCGUAUGCCAACUACUGUGCUUGGAAAGGUCUACUCUCCGGACCCUGAUGACUGGGACAACAAGACGUACGUCUUUGAAGGACAUGUGCCAAGUUACUUUAUCCUGAACAAGCGAACAGGCUUCCUGAUUAUCAAGGAGAACGCCCCACCCGACAUCUAUCACUUCCAGGUCCGUGUGUCCGAUGGAGUUUGGCCAGAUGCCGUCUCCAGUGUCACAGUGCACGUGAGGGAGCUGCGAGACGAGGCCAUCUACAACUCAGGGUCUCUCCGCCUGGCAGACAUCACAGCAAAGGAGUUCAUUGAACUGAGAGGGAAGCAGCGGAGCCGCUGCGAGCUGCUGGUGGACUUCCUGUCUGAGAUGCUCUCCGUUUCAUCUGAUGACGUCAACGUCUUUAGCCUCAUGGAUGUGAAGGAGAGAAUGCUAGAUGUCCGCUUUGCUGUGCAUGGUGGUCCCGCCUUCCUCCAGCCUGAGAAAAUCCAUGGCUAUCUGGCCGCCCACAAACAAAAGCUCCAGUCAUUCCUUCAGGUCAGCGUGUCCCAAGUUCGGGUAGACGAGUGUCCCAGCUCGGAGUGUGCCGGGGCCGGUGGCUGCACCAACGUUUUGAAUGUGCGGGACACACCCACAAUCGUGGAUUGUGGGACUAUGAGUCUUGUAUCGGUGACAGUGGAAUCCACAGCUGUGUGCUCCUGCCCAGGUAGAGAGCAGUCCCAUCAGCCCUGCACCGCAUACCCCAGAAACCCCUGCUUCAAUGGUGGCGUGUGUGUGGACACUCAGCAUGGCUACAGGUGCCAAUGUCCAGCUCAGUUCGAAGGACCUGAGUGCCAGCAGAACAAGCACAGUUUCCAUGGCAACGGCUAUGCCUGGUUUCCUCCCAUAAUGCCUUGUUUUGAGAGUCACAUGUCGCUGGAGUUCAUCACGGACGUGGCUGAUGGACUCCUGCUGUACAGCGGCCCCUUAGCCCAGCUGCAGGCCUGGGACAAUGAGGACUUCAUGGCCAUAGAGCUAAUAGAUGGGACCCCCACCUUGAAAAUCAACCACGGCUCUGGCACAGUGGUGCUACAGUUGCCAGGCAACGUGAACGUUGCAGACAGGCGGUGGCAUCGGCUGGAUGUCCGCAGCAACAGCAAGGAAGUGCGUUUCACCUUGGAUCGCUGUUCAGGGGCGGCGGUGAUGGAAACUGAAGGACUAGGCAGCUGGUUGACCACCGAGGACCACUCCUCCUGUGAAGUGUUGGGCGUUACACCCAACACUGACAGACACCUGAACAUGAGCCAGGUGCUCCAGCUCGGCGGUGUGAACGAGGACAUCCCCUAUAUCUACCCUCAGCUUCAACACAAACACUUCACAGGCUGCAUCCGCAACCUCAUCGUGGACAGCAAGCUGUAUGAUCUGGGCUCCCCGGCCGACUCGCAGUCCAGCUCUCCAGGCUGCCUGACCACCGAUAGCAGCUGUGUCAACAUGGGCUAUCCGUCCUGUGGCCACCGGGGUCGCUGUCACGGCGAGUGGGGCUCCUUCAGCUGCCAGUGUGUGCCGGGAUACACAGGACACCAGUGCGAAGAGGUGAUUGAAACCAGGGCCAGUCAUGCCCACUUCCAGCUGGCUCCCGCGCCGGGGCGGGGAAAGGGUUCAAGCCUGGUUCGAACCGCAAACACAGCAGCUCAUACUAAACCUGACCAAAGGAGCAGGCGAAUACCCCGGCUAGAGAUCUUCCAAGGCCUCCUCUGCGUUUUCUACAACCUCGGGGACGGGGACUACAACCUAACCCUACCCACCUAUCGCCUCGACAACGGUGAAUGGCAUGAGGUCUUCCUGGAUCGGCAUGACAACGAGAUGAUCCUGCGACUGGACGGUGGCGGAGGCCAGCGGGAGAUCACAGGGUUGCGCGGCCGAAGCCGAGAAAUCAUCAUUGACCGCACAGUGGUGAUGCUGGGGAACACCUUCCCCUCUGGAACCAACAAGAGCUUCCAGGGCUGCAUGAGGGAUGUACGCCUCAAUGGUCGCUACAUGCCACUGGACAGCCAGCCGCGAGAUGGGGUUUCCCAGGUCAGCAUACAAGGCCUCUCCCUUGGGUGCUCGUCUGACUCCUGCAAAAGGAACCAAUGUAGUCCCCCCUUCACCUGUGUUGACUUGUGGAGAGUGCAUGAAUGCAGAUGUCCUCCUGGCCACAUGAUCCGUGUGAACGGGACGAGAAAGUCCUGUGUCUAUACCCUCUGUGCUACGCGGCCUUGCCACCGGGGGACCUGUGUGGCCCAGUCACCCUCCAAAUUCACCUGCCACUGCCCAGAAGGUUACAGAGGACACCACUGUGAGACAACAUUGGCCAUCUAUCGGGAGGACGUGGGCCUGAGCUUCAGCUCCCUCUUUGCCAUCUGUAUCUGCUUCAUGGCCUUACUAGGUAGCUAUUACAAUGCCUACGACAUGGCGGAGCUGCAGAAGUCCCUCCAGCCGAGCCCGGCCCAGUCGGUCCAGUACUGUCGCUCCAGGGCCCUGCAACACCACCCCCCUCCACCCCCCCUCCACCACCACCAUCACCUCCUCCACCAGGCGACCCCCGCCCGCCCUCUGCCCAGCAGUCUGGACUCCCUCAGCCGGACAGCCAGCUCGAGCACCCUGCCCCCUUCUGCAGCUUCCACUUCCUCCACGGCCACCACCACCGCAAGCCUCCGCCGGGACGUCCCCCCCACCAGACUGCCGGCCCAAGGCCAGGCCCGCCCCUCCCAGCUGGCGCGCCGCUCCCUGUCCUUCUCCAGCCAGGACCUGGCCCGCUACCUGUGCGAGAUCAUCCGCGACGCCGACCAGCAUCCGGACACGGGGCCCUUCGACUCCCUGCAGGUCUUCUCCACUGAGGGAGGGGGCUCGCCCGCCGGCUCACUCAGCUCCUUCAGCUCGGCGGGGCUGGAAGCGGGGAACGGCGUGGACGGGGGAGGGGGAGGAGGGGAGGGCAGGAGGGAGGAGACGCUCGGGGAGUGGGGCCCUCGCUUUGAGAAGCUGCGGGCGCUGUACGAGCAAGCCGAGGCGAGCGACCUCUGAGCUCGGAGACCCGAACUGAUAGGACCCCGAUAACGGGCCGUCCCAGACACAAUCAAUUAGCAGACGCUUAGCGACGCCCGAGGCGGGAAAAAACUGCGAGAGACUGACUGACUGACAGAGAGAUGGCUCCACACCCCUCACUCGCUGACAACUGCCGUGGAAGUCGUAUGUGUUGUAUUUACUGGGUGACGAGCCCCCGUCAGUCAACGCGGCGGCCUCACAGACAGAUGAAAGUGUCCCUGUGAAAAGAGCCCGUCGAUCUGCGCUCCCGCUACCUUGGAGGAAAAUUUAUUUCGCAGGAGCAGACGUUAUUAAACCUGCCAGUCAGGUUAAAGGCUUCAGAACGUCACUCUGUAGCUGGGCUACUCAUCAUGAUGGAGCUUAAGCUUCACUGUCAGAAAAAUCUGUUCCAGUCCCAGCCACUAAAACCCCACACCUAUUUUAUAACACUCCUUGUGAGCUGCUAUGGAUGAGUGUUAGCUGAAGGCUUCAAAAAUAAAAUGAAAAUGUUUUGGCCAGGUUAUUAGGCCUAAUUUUUCAUACCUGAGCAAAUCAUUGUCACAUAAAAUGUAUUUUAGCACCUUGCUGCUGAAUGAAAUCUUCAUAAAUGAACAAAGGUCUCUUACAUAUCUUCCACUCUGCGCUGUUACGGGAUGCGACAGUGAAGAUGAGUGGGAUCAUACUGAGUAGCCCAUAAUACAUAGUCUGGAUUUUCACUCUGAAGUGGACACAUUGGGUUCUCGCUGCCUGGCUGUACACAGCUUCUAUCAAUGUUUGUAUACAAGAAAAAAAAAGAAAAAAAAAGAAGUGCUUGGACCAGCACUGGGUUGCAGGGUGAGAUUAUACUUCUUUUCUUCUGGUAAUGUGUCCUUCACUGGGUUGAGUAAUUAUGUAUUGGUUGGGUGUUUUCAAGUUUCAAUGCUCUGUGGGUUGUAAGACGUCAAGCUUUCAACUGACUACUGUGCCCUCAUCUUCAUGUGAUUUCCUAUUCUCAUUUGCGCUCCUCCGCCGCGCGUCGCUCCUUCUCACCCGAGGGAGGGCGCACAGAAAUUCAAACAGCUUUGUUAUAAAGAAAUGGGAGCGGACGUGCAGACUGCGGGAGGGAGGAAAUACUUGCUCUGUUGCUCUGUUCCGCGUAACGCUGUUCCUUAGGCAUACCAAAUGUGGCGGGCUGCAGGAGACUAUAUUAACAGACGUUUGCGCAGUAGAAUACAAACAAUGUCAAACAGCUUUCCAAGGUGACCGCUCAAUAAAUAGAACUGAAAAGAGGAAGAGGAGGACAUUCACACUGAGCAUUCAUAUAUAUAUAUAUAUUAUUCGGAGCUGUAAUACCUGUGCCAUACGCAAUUCUUAACCACAUAUAACUAUUGUCCCUUGCUAAAUUACCACAUAUUGUUGAUUGUAGGAAAGUGGACUCAAUCUGGAGGGAAAUAAUACGUCUGCAGUCAUUUUCCCAGCUGUGAAUUGUCAGCACAGUGGCAAGUGUUCCUCUUGUUUGGCUUCCUUUUCACAUCAGAUUGAUGGAUCUUGACACAAAAAAAACAGACUUCCUGCUGUUGUGGAACUGGCAAGAACAAUUUGUGGUAAGGGGAAAAAAAAAAAAAAAAAGGAAAGGAAAAUACCAAAAUGAAACAGCGAAAAGUAGAGAAGAGUCUGAAAAGGAAUCGUUUUUUUCACCUACGAUAAGAGACAUGAUUACAGUGUAGAGGGUUGAAUCAGAGAGCAAAUGAGGAAGGGAGGCAAAGAGGAACCAUCUUCAGAUGCCUGGCUCUGUGGUGAAAUGUGCCAAUUGGGGAGGGGGGGGAUGCUGGGAAAUAUGUUUUUAUUCUGAAUCUGAAAAAAAACUAUGUGGAAUUUGCCUUGGUGAUUGGUGCAUACAGACACAAACAAAGAUAUUAUUAUCAUCAUCAGGGCCUGAAAUUAACCCCCAACCACCCACCAAAUGCGGGUGAAUUUUGCAAUUGGCGGGUAACACUGUCAAUCUGCCUGCCUCAUCGGCUGGUAGCCAAUGAGAAUUGAGUGAUUCAGACGUGUAACUAUCGGUAAGCCGGGUACGCAGUUGCUAACGGGACCGGACCAAUCAUUGAUUGACAGCCGGGGGCCCCAGGUCGCAUUUUCAUUACUCGCAAUCCCAGCAGUCCCACGUGCAGCCACUGGCCAAUCAGGAGUGAGAACGGCUCAAACGAGACGUGUGUGACGCCAACAUCUCACAUUUACCAACAAUACGUACAGCAAAAGACAUGACGUGCAAAACAGUCCAGACCGUCCACAUUUUAACAUCAGUGUACGCUGGGACAUUUUUCACUAUAAAGUCCCUGAAAGUUGCUGCUGUUUCCAUGUCGGCUCUCUGCAGCGGGCGGGGACGCACACACACAUAAACACACACAAUCACACACGGUUGAUGCAGGAAAAACUGCAGAUAAGAUGUACAGGAUGACCUAAAUUGAGGACAGCUGCAUUAUUGUAGGUUCAAUGAUAAGCUAAAGUCCAAUAGGUACUUUAUCAAACCUUAUGAAUGUGUGUUUGAAUUAUGCCUUUAUGGUGGAUUAUCAAGGCGGGCCCCCCUACUACAGCAAUCUCCUGUUUUUCACCUUUAUGAGGCUAAAAAAAAAGUGACAGUGGCAGUUGGUCAAAAGUUAACUUCAGGCCCUGAUUAAGAAUAAGAACUAAACAAUAUAUACAUUAACAGCAACAGAUAUUGACAAAAUAACUUAAGCAUAGCAUACGAUAAGCACAGGAAAAAGGUGUCUGAGUGCAGACUGAUGUCAUGAAACGGCGUAUGUAUAACACGCCAAUUCAUACGUCAUCAGUGGCGUGUUAUCCAGACGCAUUCUCGCUUUGAGUGUGAUUACCGACGCCGUUUGGCCUCCAUUGACUUACAUUACCUUGUGAUUGUGUGGGGCGAGUAGUAUGAAAGGGUGAAAAUCCACGUAGGGGUCGGGGGGGUGGACUUUUCACCCCAGGAGACCGGGAUUGGGUCCCGUCGUCUUUUUUUUUUUUUUUUUUUAAUAAAGUCAACCCUGUUCUUUUCCUAAACCCAACCGCAUCACGUUUCCUAAACUCAACCAUCGCUUUCUUCUCGGGAUAACACGGCAUGUGGUGUGUUCAUAUAUGCCCGCUGAAUACAGCGUAGACAUACACACAGAGAGCUCAAAAUGUGUACGGUAAAAACUGAAAAUCAACACUUUUUUUGACGUUUUCAAUACUAUGUAACACUAACUUAUUAACUUUAGUUUUACAGUUAUUUUUGAAAUUCAUGGUCAAUAAACCUCAUUUAUAGGAAAUUAUACCUAAUGUUUGAGUUAGAAAAGCAGAAAUUAGGAAUUAUUUAGACUAAAAUUAAGAAAGGAAUGGAUGUUGACGGAUAAUCACAGACUGGAAUAAGUCAACUUUUACUCAAUACUAUUUCAAAACCACUUCAAAUUUUUUUCAAAUGCUAUGUAUGUUUAUGCAGUCAUGAUAUAACGUUGCUGAAUGGGUUGAGUGCACGAUGCAUAAAAUACAUGUUAUGUGCAAUGGGCUGAUGAGGAUGAAUGUUUAUGCAAAGUGUAGUGACUAGGGAUGGGGGGGGCGGAGUUAAGAGUCAAACGGUUUGUAACGGAAACAGUUUGUUGCACCGCAAAUGGCAUAAAUAUAAAAUUUGUGUCCUAACCUCAUCCCACCACCGGUAUUCUGCUGGAAGUAGCAGCGGUGCUCUCCUGCUCUUUUCAUUCUCCUCCACGCUGGCAGAGCCGGGUCUGUCACCAGGGAGCAGUUAAAGGGUAGGAGUGUGUGAAAACAUGUCAGGCCACUAAUCCUAAUAGGAGCUGAUGGCUUGCUGUCAUGCUGGAAGAAGAAAAAAAAAAAAACCAAAGGAUUGCGGGUACUUUAAAAAAAAAUAAAAAAUAAAAAAGCUGACGAGGAGCCGAUUCGCAGAUUGCAAAUUUCCAGAAACAUGCUAUUUUCUUAAAAGCUGAGGCAACAAUGCUGCUUUUCAAAAUAUGAGACUUGGCGGUCAGGCAAGGGUGCAGCACGCUGUGGGAUGACACCUGAAAGUGAAACCUUUUUUAUUUUAUUUUUUUAAAGACGGUGGGGAUUUCCUAAGGGGGAUGAUUGCUUUUUUUUUUUUUUAUUCCUCUGUAGAAUGGGGCCGAGCCUGAGCCACGCAGAGUGGUGGGGGGUGAAGGCACUUCAUGCUACACUUUCUCUCUCUCCCUCUCUCUCUCUCCCUCUCUCUCUCUCUGCAGUGGAAGGAGCAGCGACUCACUUCCUAGCACCAUUCAUUUGUACCAUAAAACAGCUUCUUAAAUGUUGUGUUCUGGGUGCAGACAUGUUGUGAACAAAGUUAAUGUUUUUACAUCAUUUGUAAAUACAAAGAUAGAUUAAUUCCAAGUAUUGCUAUCUGUCAACAAAGCACCAAAAAGGUUUAAAAUGUGCAGCUACAGAGAAAAAAAGAAAUGAAACUGAACAUAUCUUUUUUUUGUCAUCAUGACUGGUGGUGAGCUUUGGACAGCUAUGUAAAUGGUUUGUAUUUGCAUUGAUUUCUUUUUUUCUCUCAAUAAAUUCAUUUGUUUGCACCAGUGA